CUAUUGCGCGUGCCUUCGCUCGGUCGGUGUCGGUAGAUCGGUAGAUCUUGGUUGGUUGGUUGGUCUGUAAAAAUACUUUUCCCCCAAAGAAGUUUCAUUUGUGUUUUUGACUGUUCGUCGUGCAGAACGAUUCUCCUGCGCUGCCAGUGCUCCGAUCCUCUGCCCCGCGGCCAAUAUGUUCCCUCCAUCUAUCGUCGUCUGCCUCUGUGCCUGUGCCUGUGCCUCUGCCCGUGUGUAUCUGUGUUUGUGUUUGAGAGCAGGCGUGUAAUAUGCGCGAAAAGCUGUUUUCGGUACAUACAGCCUUUCCCAUACAUCCAUAUAGUCAAUUUUCCUGUUAACCGAAAACCUGACAAAAUAUAAUAGAAUACCAGAAAAAUAAAUACAGCUUGUGCAACUGCCAUAGAAAACGCUCUCGCAGCGUGUGUGUAUGUGUGGUGUGUUGGUGUAUUGGUGUAUCUCUGUAAAUGUGCAUUUAAAUCUGUCUGUGUAAAUAUGCAAAAAUGCAAUGCAAAUGUUGAUUCUGCUGGUCGCCACUCAGCCUCAGCUAGCAGUAGGUGAAAGUAAAGCGAUUUGUUUAAUUAAUUGCACGCAGGCAAUUUUGUACACAGUGCCAAGUGAUCCAGGAGCCAAGUGGAGGCUGGCAUUUAAAUUAACUGACUAAUCACUGAGAUGGUCCGACAAGGAGUGGAGUGACCCAGAGUUACCACUGAGCUCCAGCUCCCCUCACUUGGGUUAUCACCGACUUUGCCUGCAAUCUGAGAUCUGGACUAUCCGCUCGAAUCAUAGUAAUAGGAUACCUACAAAAAGCCGGAAAAUGCAGCAGCUGGAACUCUGAACCCUGAAUACCGAACUCUGACCCCUGACUUUGGCUGAGAAAGAAUAACGAAAGCACACACCCAUUCACACACACACACACACACACUCAAUAUGCCCACCCGCCACAACUGGGAUACGGACCGUGUGGGCGUGGCCCAUCUGGCUGGGGCUCUGAGUCCGCUCUGCAUAACCGAUGCCAAUCAUGAGAUAUUGCGGCCAAAGCCACGAAGACCCACUGGCAACUUGCCGCCCAGUUUCGGACAGCACCCAGCGCCCAGUCAGAUUACUGGGCUCCCCCCCAUGCCGCCACCGCUGUUGCAGCCACCACACCAGCAACAGCAGUCGACUCCACUCUCUGCCCAUGGACCCCACAGCGGGCUGGCGGUGUCGAUGGCUGCGCCAGCACCACGCGUGUUUAAAGAGCUAGCCCAGCACCCCAACAAGGGAGUGGGCCACAAGGUGGGAGUACCUGGAAAUCUCGCCCUUCCUCUUCCCAGCCAGAUGACUUCCCCCGUCAGGGCCACCAAGGCACUGAUUCCUCAGCGCGCGGUGGCGGGUCCCGCUCGCCUGACCGUCCAGAGUACGCCCGUGAAGUCGCAGCCCCCGCAGCUGAGUGGGAGCCUUAGCCAGACCUCGCCCAGCCGACCCACACUUGGCAUACCAACCACGAGCACGAGCACGAGCACGACCACGACCAGUGGGAAUGCCCCGCCAGCCAGAACGCACCAGCACGAUCAGUUCCGGGCUCUGCAGCGCGUGCAGGAGUGCCACAGCUCCUCGGACGAGAACCGGAGCUCGGGCCAUGCCAGCAUGUCGGACACGGGAGGCCACAGCUCCUCCCCGGCGGGAGGCAUGACCCUGGGACCGUUGCCCGAGGAUCGGCUGGCAGCCGGAGUGACCAAUGCCAAUCGGAGCACCCGAUCGCGACGUCAUCGGGGUAUCCUGCCGGCGGGCAAGGCGCCCUGGAGCGGCACAGGCCUGGAGGACAUAAAGCUGGCCAUGCUCACACUCCGCUCCCAGACGAGCAGCAGCACGUACAGCAGCCUCAGCGCCGGAUCGGAGAGCUCGGAGCCCGCCCGACGGCUGGGCCGUUACUCCUCCCUGGAGACGGUGAUCACCAGCACGAGUGCCGACGAGUUUGUGUGGGUGGACUCUCACAACCGCCUCGUGGAGCUGCAGCAUCCGCCGUGGAGCCAGCAGUGCAUCAUACGGGUGCUGAGGGGCGGCCGCUGCAAGCAGCAGGCGGAGCAGAUGGCCGUGGAGGUUGUCUCCAGAUUGGGCUACCUGCUGCAGCGGGCUCUGGUGAGGAUUGCGCGCGAGAUCCAGCGCUUCUCGGCGGGACUGGGAAUGUGCUCCAAGCAGGAAGUGGCCGGUGCCUUCCGCGUGGUGCUCUGCUCCACUCUGGCCGACUCCUGCACCAAGGCCUGCAUGCGGGCGGCAGCCAUGUUCGCCGUGCCCGGGGAGAGUGCGCUGAAGCAGAGCAAAUCCUCGCGAGCGGGCCUCCAGCUGUCCGUCGGCCGCUUCUACCGCUGGAUGACCGACGCUCGUCUGGGCAAGUUUAUACACGAAUAUGCCGCCGUGUAUCUCUGUGCGGGGAUCGAGAACCUGCUCGAGGAGAUCAUGCUGCAGUGCAGCAACGGCAGCACGGCGGCCGCCCUCGACCAGAGCAUCGCCAACUCGGGUGACGUUUGGGGUCUGCUGCAGCCGUUCGCCCAUCUCAAUGCGGGGCGCAUUGCCUCCGGUGCUCUGACCAUGCCCUGCUGGGCCAGCGCCUCCUCCCUGGCCACCUGCGUGGGCAGCAUCCGGGAGCUGAAGGAGAAGGCCCUGCGCACCCAGCAGGAGUUCCAGCUGGCCGCCGCCCUCUCUGGCUCCGCCCUGGCCGCGCUCUUCUACUUCAUGCGCUGCUCGCAGCUGGAGCACACGGAGCUGCUGGCCGCCUCGGGAUCUGGCCAAGCCGCGCCAGCGCCGCCCACUAACACUGCCAGCCAUCAUGUCCAGGAGCUGUGCUAUGAGCGGGCCUAUGUUGUCCUGCCGCCGCUGGCCGAAUGGCUAAGGGUCGCCUCGGCCCAUGCCGAGCACCGCAGCGCCCUGAUGAUCGACAAGGAUGAUGUGAUGCAAGCAGCCCGACUGCUGCUCCCGGGCGUCGACUGUCCCAUCCGGCCCGUGGCCCACGAUGAGGAGCUGCCCACCAAGAAGACGCACUUCAAUGCGGCCUCCAGCAGCUCCACGGGAACGGGAACGGGAACGGGAUCGGGAUCGGGCACAGGCAGCAGCAGCUCCAGUUCCCCGGUGGUCAGUGGGAUUGGUAUUGGGAUUGGCGAGGAUACCUCAGAGCUGGGCAGGCGAGCCACCAUUGGAGUGGCCUUCAAGCUGCUUCUGACUGGCCGAGCAGAGCUGCUGGCUCAGGCUGCCCAACUGCUGCCGCCCACAACCCGCUACGACACCCAGAACAGCGCUGGCCUGACUGCUCUCAUGGUUGCCAGCAUCCGCAACGACGAGGUGGCCCUGCACGCGCUCCUGGACGCCGGAUGCGAUCCCAAUGUGGAGGUGCCGCCUGCGGGCAGCUCUGGCCAUCCGGCCAUACUGCCGGACACGCAGCACUGGACAGCCCUGAGCUUUGCCGCCAGCCGGGCCAACUACGUGGCCUUGAGGAUUCUGCUGGAGCGGGGCGGCAAGGUGGAGGGCGGGGCUCGCAGCAGCGAGGAGAAGUGUACCUUGACGCCGUUGCAGUUGGCCGCGGGAACGGGCAACCUAGAGAUUGUGGCCCUCCUGCUGGCACAUGGAGCGAAUGCCUUCCUCUCCACUCAGCAGAAGGACUCGCUCUGCUUUGCGGGAUCGGCGCAAAAGGGUUGCUUCUGUGCCAUCUCCGUUGCCGCCGCCCAUGGCCAUCGCUCGUGCCUGCGCAAGCUGCUCACCCAUCCCGUGCUGCCUGGCACGCGAGAUGUCCUCUCGCUGGAGGAGAUGCUGGCCGAGGGCGAUGUGGCUGGUGUUCGAGGCGGUCCAGGCAAUGCCCCGACCAAUGCCAACAGCGAGGAUAUUCUACCACUGCUGAACAAGACGCAGAUCAAGCGACUCCAGGAGGCCAUGUACCACAGUGCCGAAAACAACCAUUUGGACAUAACCAUAGAACUGCGCAAACUGGGGGUGCCUUGGACUCUCCACUGCUGGAUGCAUGCCCUGUCCGCGGCGCACGAGCUGCGUCUGGAUGCUGUGAUCGACCAACUGCUGCAGGACUUCCUGCAGGUAUGCCCGGACGACUACAGCGCUCAGUUCGUGAGCGAGUGCCUGCCGCUGCUGUUCAACAUAUUCCGGAACAAGAACGAGGGCACCACCCUACUGCUGGCCGACAUAUUUGCCACCUGCUUCGGCUGGGAGACGCUUCAUCCGGUAAAGGAGCAGCCGCAGAUGCAGCCAGUCCAGGGCUCCCGCAUAGAUCCCAAGUUCGUGAACAACCCGGAACUGAGCGAUGUCACAUUUAGGGUGGAGGGAAAGAUCUUCUAUGGGCACAAGAUUGUCCUGGUCACAGCCUCGCCGCGGUUCCAGAGCAUGCUUAGCUCCAAAUUGAGCGAUGCCAGUUCCACGCCCACGGUCCAGAUCAAUGAUAUUCGCUAUCACAUCUUCCAGCUGGUCAUGCAGUUCCUCUACAGCGGCGGCUGCGGCUCUCUAGACGUAGCGCAUGGCGACGUCCUCGAGCUAAUGGCUGCAGCCAGCUUCUUCCAGCUGGAGGGUCUGCUCCGAUACACAGAGGCUCGCUGCUCCGAAAUGGUCGAUGUGGACAAUGUGGUGGCCAUGUACAUACAUGCCAAGGUCUACAAUGCGCAUCGCUUGCUGGAGUACUGCCAGUGCUUCCUGCUUCAGAAUAUGGUGGCUCUGCUCACCUACGAUGACUCGGUGAAGCGCCUACUGUUUGCCAAGAAGAUACCCAAUCACGACGUCCUUGCCGGCCUUCUGCAGACCCUGCAGACCCGCCUUAAGACGCGCAAGCCCAAUUCUGGCGGUGGCCUGGUCAACUCCUAUCGAUCGCCCCCGGCCACGCCCGUCAAGAAGUAACCCUUCCCCAUGCCCUGUUCCCCAUUCCCCAUAACAGAAUCCAACUCGUAUUUAUUGCAUUGUUUUUAAUUGAAUCUUUGAGCUUUUAUGUAUUAUAAUAACUUCCCAGCCGGAUCCCGAUCCCGA
Molecule: messenger RNA, 4992 nt
Organism: Drosophila obscura
Lineage: Eukaryota; Metazoa; Arthropoda; Insecta; Diptera; Drosophilidae
Product: ankyrin repeat and BTB/POZ domain-containing protein 2
Exons: 7
Coding region: 928-4866 (1312 amino acids)
Molecular function (GO): protein heterodimerization activity
Source: RefSeq, a predicted model, not a curated record